AUGAUUGUCGUUUCGAACCGAUUGCCAUUUAUUCUGAAAAGAAAUGAAAAGACUAGUGAAUUGGAGCGGAAAGCCAGUGCCGGAGGUUUGGUGACUGCAGUUGCUCCGGUUGUAAUUCGUGGUGGCGGCAUUUGGGUGGGAUGGCCCGGAAUCCACCUCGAUCCUAAUGAAAAAAUCCCACACUCAGACCCUAUGGACAAAACGCCUACGGCUGGACUGCUCUCAGAAAAGAUUGUCGCCAUACGAGCUGAGCCAAAACUCUUCGACAGUUACUACAAUGGCUGCUGUAACGGCACCUUCUGGCCUCUUUUUCACUCCAUGCCUGAUCGAGCCACAUUCAUCGCCGACCAUUGGAAAGCAUACAUUAAAAUAAAUGAAGAGUUUGCUGAAAAAACAGUUCACGCUUUACAUUUACUUAAGGAGCAGAAAGGUAGUAGAACUGAGGCCUCACCACCGAUCGUGUGGGUUCAUGAUUACCACCUUAUGCUAGCCGCUAAUUGGAUACGACAGCGUGCAGAAGAAGAUGAAAUACAAUGCAAGUUAGCGUUCUUCUUACACAUCCCUUUCCCUCCAUGGGAUAUAUUCAGACUAUUUCCAUGGUCUGAUGAAGUUCUACAAGGCAUACUUGGUUGCGAUAUGGUUGGAUUUCACAUAGCAGACUACUGCUUAAACUUCAUCGACUGUUGCCAAAGAAACUUAGGAUGUCGUGUGGACAGGAAGAAUCUUCUAGUCGAGUUGGGUGGACGUACUAUAUGCGUUCGGCCAUUACCUAUUGGAGUACCUUUUGACAGAUUCGUUUCACUGGCCCAAAAUGCAAAAUCAGUGCUCUCUACUAGCCAACAAAUAAUAUUAGGUGUCGAUAGACUGGAUUAUACCAAAGGACUAGUACACAGACUGAAAGCUUUUGAAAGGCUACUCGAGAAGCAUCCGGAACAUAUAGAAAAAGUUGUAUUACUGCAGAUCGCUGUGCCGUCAAGAACAGACGUAAAAGAAUAUCAAGAUUUGAAAGAAGAAAUGGAUCAGCUCGUUGGAAGAAUAAAUGGAAGAUUUACUACACCUAAUUGGUCACCAAUCAGGUAUAUAUUCGGCUGCAUUGGACAAGAUGAGCUGGCAGCAUUUUAUCGUGAUGCAGCUGUAGCUUUGGUUACGCCCUUGAGAGAUGGUAUGAACUUGGUGGCUAAAGAGUUUGUGGCUUGUCAGAUAAAGAAACCACCAGGAGUUCUGAUAGUAUCCCCAUUCGCUGGAGCAGGGGAAAUGAUGCAUGAAGCGCUCAUCUGUAAUCCUUAUGAGCUGGACGAUGCAGCUGAAGUUAUUCACAGAGCUCUCAUCAUGCCGGAGGACGAACGUACAGUCCGCAUGAACCAUCUCAGAAGACGGGAGCAACUAAACGAUGUAGACAGUUGGAUGAAGGCCUUCCUAAAAGCCAUGGACUCGCUAGAAGAAGAAGCUGAUGAUCUAGGAGCUACCACUAUGCAACCACUCAGUAUUGAUGACUUCGAUGAGUAUUUAUCCAAGUAUAUUGGUUACACCCAGAAAUUGGCCCUUCUGUUGGAUUACGACGGUACCCUUGCUCCGAUCGCUCCACAUCCCGACUUGGCCACUUUACCACUAGAAACCAAACACACGCUUCAGAGGCUAUCAAACAUGUCUGAUGUAUACAUCGCUAUUAUUUCUGGCAGAAAUGUCGACAAUGUCAAGAAUAUGGUUGGCAUUGAAGGUAUCACUUACGCGGGUAAUCACGGUCUGGAGAUCCUUCACCCUGAUGGCAGCAAGUUUGUACAUCCUAUGCCUACAGAGCUGCAAGAAUCAGUAGUCAUUCUUUUGAAGUCGCUGCAAGAAAAGGUAUGUAAAGACGGUGCUUGGGUUGAGAACAAGGGUUCUUUACUUACUUUCCACUACCGUGAAACUCCAGUUUACCUUCGGCCAGCAUUGAUAGAACAAGCCACUAAACUUAUCAUCGAGGCGGGGUUGACGCCUGCGCCCGCGCAUUGUGCGUUGGAAGCGAGACCACCGGUGGAAUGGGAUAAAGGUCGAGCCUCCAUCUACAUCUUGAGAACAGCAUUUGGCUUAGAUUGGAGCGAGAGGAUCAGAAUCAUCUAUGCUGGUGAUGAUCUUACAGAUGAAGACGCUAUGUUGGCUCUAAAAGGUAUGGCUGCCACUUUCCGGAUUGCGUCAUCAUCUAUAAUCAAAACGUCAGCCGAACGUCGUCUGUCAUCUACAGAUUCAGUGUUAGCGAUGCUGAAAUGGGUUGAGCGACAUUUUUCCCGACGCAAACCAAGGGCCAAUUCGCUUACGUACAAAAACGCCCGAAAAGCUAAGGACUCCAUACAGCUGCAUAUGUCAUAUCAAAUGCCUACGAAAACUUCGCCGAGAAACACGCCUCCUCGUACACCAGACAAAGUGUCUAGUGGGUCGGAAUCUAGUUAA
This is a messenger RNA of Arctia plantaginis, 2427 nucleotides long. NCBI's taxonomy places the organism in Eukaryota, Metazoa, Arthropoda, Insecta, Lepidoptera, Erebidae. The record is from the annotation of a GenBank genome assembly.